Melanotaenia boesemani (Boeseman's rainbowfish) is the source of this 3412-nucleotide messenger RNA. RefSeq names its product 5-methyltetrahydrofolate-homocysteine methyltransferase reductase (gene mtrr). Gene Ontology annotation, molecular function: FMN binding; flavin adenine dinucleotide binding; [methionine synthase] reductase (NADPH) activity. The transcript is spliced from 15 exons. Gene Ontology annotation, cellular component: cytosol. Bases 137 to 2335 code for a protein of 732 amino acids. Lineage: Eukaryota; Metazoa; Chordata; Actinopteri; Atheriniformes; Melanotaeniidae. Gene Ontology annotation, biological process: homocysteine metabolic process. The record is from RefSeq and is a predicted model, not a curated record.
CUCUUUCAUAAAUUAGCAAUAGCAAAUAUAUCCUCUAUUUAUAUAAAGUGACUGUUUUUGCUUUAGAAAAACGUGUUCAUAUCCACGUGUGCUACUGUCACCGGCAAAAUUUGACGCAACGUCCGGGUGUUGUAGUAUGCCAUGUGAAGUGAAACCCCGGUUUGUGGUCCUGUACGGGUCUCAGAAGGGCCAGGCUCAGUCCAUAGCAGAGGGAAUAGCUGCGGAAGCGGAGCAGCAUGGACUGGUUGCUGAUCUCAGCUGCUUGAACCAGAAUGAAAUGUACAAUUUGGAGAAGGAGAGUGCCCCAGUAGUCUUUAUCGUGUCUACCACUGGAGAUGGGGAACCACCUGACAAUGCGCUUCAAUUUGUAAGGCGUAUCAAGAAGAAGACUCUCUCCCAAGACCUCUAUAAACACCUUUGCUAUACACUUUUAGCUUUAGGAGAUUCUAAUUAUGAAAAUUUUUGCAACUGCGGGAAGACAAUUGUGCGUCGUCUAGGGGAACUUGGAGCCAAACAUUUCUAUCUGCCGGGAUAUGCAGAUGAUGGUGUAGGGUUGGAGGUGGUUGUGGACCCUUGGCUUGAAGGACUGUGGAACGCCAUCAAAGAGACCUUAUCAAACAUGGCCUCUGACAGGACUGCUCACUUGAGAGAGAAUGUUGAUGAUUCAGCCAAAGACAUUCCUGAUUCAUCCAUACCAGAUGUCCACCUAAACCUCUUAAGCAUCACUGACCAGCCAGUCGUAGCAUCUAUAAACAGAGACCCUAAAUAUGCAUCUCCUGCUUCAACUUCUGCAGUUUCUGAUCACAGGCCAGCUUCCUCUGCUGGGAGCACCAUAGCGGUAUCUCAGCCUCACAGCACUGCCAGUGACUCCACAUCAACACCAACAACACAGGAUGCUGAAUUGGCAGCCUCACUGAUACACUCCAUGCCGCCGCUGUCCGAGUCCUCACUUAAUGUUCCUGCUCUGCCUCCUCCCUACUUAGAUGUUACAUUCACUGAGGUGGACACUGUGGAACAGAAUGAUGGACCAUUGAACAAAGAGACUCUUCAUGAGGUGCCAAUAUCCAAAGCAGUUCAGCUGAGCAGAGGAGAUUCAGUCAAGACAGCCCUUCUACUAGAACUGGACAUCUCAGCGUACCCGACAUUGACCUAUGAGCCAGGGGAUUCCUUUGAUGUGUUUUGCCCAAAUUGGACAGCAGAGGUGGACAACUUGCUCUGCAGAUUGGGUCUUCAGGACCAAAGGAACCAUCAUGUCCAUGUUACACUAAAGAAAGACACUAAGAAAAGAGGUGCACAAGUCCCGUCUCACAUCCCCCAGAAUGUGUCUCUGCUGUUCCUGCUCACCUGGUGUCUAGAGAUCAGAAGUGUCCCAAAGAAGGCGUUUCUGCGAGCACUGGUGGAGCAUACAGCGGAUGGAGCGCAGAGGAGGAGACUGCAGGAGCUUUGCAGUAAACAAGGUGCCUCAGACUACAACCUGUAUGUGCGAGAGCCAAGCCUCAGCGUUGUGGAACUCCUCCGAGCCUUCCCAUCCUGCUCACCUCCUCUCAGUCUUCUCAUAGAGCAUUUGCCGAAACUGCAGCCCAGACCUUACUCAGCAGCCAGCUCUUGUCGAAGGCACCCAGGAAAGCUGCAUUUUGUCUUCAAUGUGGUAGAGUUCCCAGCAUGCUCUGGAAGGCCUGCAGGGAGCCGAGGCUUGUGUACCGGCUGGCUGUUUGACCGCAUCAAUCCUGGCCUGGUUUUCCAUGUGGAGGCUGAAUCCUCCAGCAGCCUGGCUUUGCCAAAGAUCCAUGUGAGUUUGAGACCCAACGGUUCCUUUCGGCCUCCGUCUGACCAGUCAGUGCCCUUCAUUAUGGUUGGACCUGGCACAGGAGUGGCUCCUUUUAUUGGCUUCCUCCAGCAAAGAGAGGAGGAGAGGAAGAAGAACCCUGAGGUCUUGUUUGGCGAGACCUGGCUGUUUUUUGGUUGUCGCCACAGAGACAGAGACUACCUGUUCAGAGAAGAGCUUGAGGGCUUUGUGUCCAGCGGCACCCUGAGCCACUUCAAAGUGUGUUUCUCCAGAGAUGACGGGAAGGAUGAACCGGCCGCCACCUCAGCAGCACAACCCAGAUACGUCCAACACAAUCUGCUGCUCAACUGCCAGCAGGUCACCGACAUCCUGCUCAGAAAGAACGGUUAUCUUUAUGUCUGCGGGGAUGCAAAGAACAUGGCCAAAGAUGUGAACGAGGCCCUGAUGGAGAUGAUUAAAACAGAGCUGCAGGUGGACCAACUGGAGGCCAUGAAGAGACUUGCAGCUCUUAGAGAAGAGAAACGCUACUUACAGGACAUCUGGGGCUGACAGUGGAUAAUAAGAUAAAGACAUUUUGCAGCAUCUGCUGGACUCUCGCACCUUUUCCAGUUAAAGAAAAAAAAAAAAUCAGCCUGCUCAGCUGUAACCUCUAGAUCCAUAAAAUUGUAGACGCUGAAGCCUGAAGGUAGUUUACACCACCCAGUGUGACUAAGAUGGAAUGACCCAUGCUGACCCGGGGAUAUCAGUUCACUACACCUUCUGUGCCUUUGCUGUUUGAACAGAAGUGACCUUGGUCAGAGCUGUAGGGCUGGAGAUUGGUCCUGCAGUGUGAAAAGGCUUUUAGUGUAGACAGGACUCCUUCGUCUGUCCUUUCUAAGGAAAAGAUUUUUACUUCAGCUGGUGAUGGACUGACUGAAGGUGGGAUAGAUGGAAACAUUUUAUUAGUCUGUAGUUCUUAAACAACACACUCAAGAAAAUAUUUACAGGGAUUCAGUGGAGAAAGAAAUUAUUUGUCCUUGAGUUCUGUUUGUUUUGGGGAUGUGCUAAAUCACCACUGCCAGCUAAGUACACCACGGUUUGCCUCUAAAAUCACUUAGUUGAAGAGCUUUGAUUUUUAUUUUACUCUGACUAGUUAAAAAUGCACCACUUCUAUUAUUGAGGAUUCGUUUCUAAUUAAAUUUAUUUUCUGACAAAACAUGAAUUGUUGAAGUGAAGCUUUGUUUCUGGUAAAAUAUAAAACCCAUUAACAGUUUCUGUUACGAUUCAUUUCAUUGUUUUAUUGGAGAAUCAUUGAUUAUAGAAAAAUAUUUUAAUAAUGCGUCUCAUUUACAAAAUUAGAUCAGUUUAUUUUAUCAUGAAGGCUGGUUUUAAAGCAACACUACAGAAGUUUCCAACCUUUAAACUCUGUGCUUCUGACUCAUUUUGAUGGUACACUGACAUUUAUUCUGUACAUUGCUGGAGCUGUCAUUGAUUUGCAGCGUCCUAAAGCUGAGAAACUGCUCCUUACAACUUUUUGUUCCAGUCCAGAACGUUACGGGACAGCUGGGUUUUGAUUGAGACCCUGUGCAACAUGCCAGCAACUGGAUAUCAACAUACUGGCCGUUUUGAUUGUGCACCAUGGCUGAU